AGUGCCUGAUCGCGCAAACCCAAAAGAUCCAUAAGAGGACAAAAAAAAAAAAAAAAAAAGGGGGGACCAAAACUGGCAAGGCACUAAGGAUAACUUCAAAAACCGGCACUGGACAAGUGAGCAAGGGUCAAAUUCUAUGAGGAGAAUUCAGGCGUAGAACAAAAAAAAAAAAACAUUCACCUUCAGCAGAGCAGCAGCUGGUCCCGAGGCUUGAAAGCAGGAGAGGAGAGGAGAGGGGAAGAGAGGCUGGACAGCAAAAAGGAGCAGAGAAAAGUGACUGGAAUGAUAAGAUGAGAAGCAGGCAUGUGCUGCUGAAGCGCCCCCCUAAUGAGGCCCUCCUGGAGCUCCUGCUUGUGUUGUUGCUGGGGUCGCACGUCCUGGCCGUGUGCCCCACCACGUGCUCCUGCAGCCGCAGCCACAGGGAGGUCGACUGCUCCUGGAGGGGCCUGAGACAGCUGCCCGAUGGGCUGCAGCACAACGUGCGCUCCCUCAACCUCUCCCACAACCGAAUUCACAACCUGGAUGGCCAGCUCACCUCGCACACCCAUCUCCGCAUCCUCGAUUUGUCUCACAACCGACUGAGCAGUCUGCCCAAAGACUUGCCUCGUUCCCUCUGGCACCUCUACGCCGCCUCCAAUCGCCUCCAGCUGCUGGACAAGAAUGAUACAGUCUACCAGUGGAAUCUGCGAACGCUCGACUUGUCCAACAACAAGCUGGAGCGAGCCAUCUUUAUCAACAACACACUGACCAAUCUGUGUAUGCUCAACCUAAGCCGCAAUAAUUUCUGGACCCUGCCUACAAACCUGCCUGCACAUCUGGAGACUAUUGACCUUUCCCACAACUUGCUUUUGAAGGUGCUUCCAGGCUCCCUGGACCGGCUCUUCAGACUAACUUACUUCUACCUGCAUGCGAAUCGCUUUUCCACACUGCCCUUUGGAGUGUUCGAUGCGAUGACAUCCCUUAGAGUCAUCACUCUGGGCGACAACCCUUGGGCCUGCCACCUUUACGCCGACAUCAGCUACUUACUCUCCUGGACUCAGAACACCCCUGCCCACGUCCUGGGCUGCCCCUGCCACACCCAGCCUGUCUGCGGAGGGGCUCGCCCAGGCAGGACAGGAGGGUGGCACUUUGCCUCCUACAACCAGCCUCCGCUUGCAGCAAACGCCCAGGACCUGACCUCCAUGCCACCUGACCGAAGUGUCACCGGGUGGUGGUACUUGUCCGUUUCUUCUCUCCUCAGCACCACACAUGCUCCCAAACUGACUUGGAACACGCCGCACCAGCCCUUCACGGCCACACCCAUCACCAUCUCCACCCUGUCACCCAGAAGCACGGGCACACACCUGACUAUUAAUCACCUCGCAGCAGAGCGCAUGCCCCACAUUGAUUCUAAUCUCAUCUCCGGCACACAGGAAGCCUCAACCACUGACACCCUCCACACCGCAGACACAUCCCCUUUUUCUGAAAUGCCGACGCCGGCCACACACCGUGUUAUCACAACAGAGAGCCCAUCUGCACAGACAAAGAAGACGACCACUCUUCGCACCAGGAGCGUGAGGAGGCAGAAUCAGUCCCCUCCUGGCGGCAUCAGCAGCAGCAGCCCGGCUCUGACAACCUGCUCCUACCUCCCUCUCCUACACAACCUGGGGCUUCUGUCGCUCAUUCUGCAGCAACUCAUCUGAAAGACAGAUGAAACAGCACAAACAAGUACAGCACAUACAAAGCCUGCUGGUGGCUAAAAGCCCAUUUACAGCACAAGUUCUCCUAAUCCUGAUCCUGAGUGUGGUUUGAUGCUGCUUUUAUGAUGAUGAAAAAAAACAAAAAGAUGUUUUCUGAUAAAAAAUGUUAAAGCAUCCACUCAAAUGUCACUGAUUUAAAAAUAAGAGUGUAAUGAUUAUAGCUAAGCACAUGGUGGCACUAUACAUUCAGGUACCGGUUUAUUAUGUGACUGGAUGUGGCCCGGUGCUCAACUGCAACAACCCUUUUCGAGGUUGUCCAGCGCACAGUACAACCCACAAAAUGUUGUGAAUCCUUUUAUUUCUAUUCCUGGCAGGAUCUGACUUUGAAUUCGGUGGUUGCCUUUUUCUUAUCGUAGUGAUAUCCUUUAAAUUAUUGUUAUUAUUUUUUAAUAUAAAUUGCACCGGCGUUCAAGAUGAUGUGAUGAUCAGUUCAUUUGCAGCAACAGAUAAAUAACACUCUCAAAAAUGAAUCCACCAACAGCUAGUUUGAUUGAUUUUCCUUUGAGUGUGCAAUAUUAAAAAAAAGAAGAAAAAGAAGAAGAAGAAGAAAACAUGAUUUAUGAAAAUUAAAACAUUUUGAGAUAUCUUAUCAAAACAAAGCAACACAAGUGUGAUUAAUUUUAGCUUGGAGUGCACCCAAGAAAGCAUGAUUGAGGAAAUUAAAUAAAAUGGAGAUAUCUGUUCUUCUGAAUGAACCCUUCAGUGUGACACUUAAAGGAGCGUUACGUAGUUUUUUUGGGAAAGACGUUUUAAUCAGAGAAACACACUAAAUGAACAAGCUGUCUUUGUUUUUCGUGAAUACACUGAAUGAACACGCUGAUCAUAAAGGACGACACAGUUUCCUACUGUUUUACUUUUGUUUAUAUGUGGCGGACCCUGCCACCUUUCUAGCUUCAAACAGUGUUAUGUUCAUUUUCUCUCUGAGAACAGC
Acanthopagrus latus (yellowfin seabream) is the source of this 2670-nucleotide messenger RNA. RefSeq names its product oligodendrocyte-myelin glycoprotein-like. NCBI's taxonomy places the organism in Eukaryota, Metazoa, Chordata, Actinopteri, Spariformes, Sparidae. The transcript has 2 exons. The record is from RefSeq and is a predicted model, not a curated record. Bases 291 to 1682 code for a protein of 463 amino acids. Gene Ontology annotation, molecular function: protein binding. Gene Ontology annotation, biological process: neuron projection regeneration.